Messenger RNA from Marmota flaviventris (yellow-bellied marmot), 1119 nucleotides. NCBI's taxonomy places the organism in Eukaryota, Metazoa, Chordata, Mammalia, Rodentia, Sciuridae. The record is from RefSeq and is a predicted model, not a curated record.
AUGCGGGUUGCAAACUGCCUUUGGCAAAAGAAAGCUGGCGCCCCUCCCCCUCCCCCAGCACGAGGUUGGCGGCCAAGCCCUACGCGGGACCGCAGGCUGGAGGCGCGCCGGCGUGAUUCCGACCGCGGGAGCCUGGAGGAGGAGCCGGAGGUAGCUGCGGGGUGCUCCAGCCCAGGCGAAGGAAGGGCAAGAGGCGGUUCGGACCCGGGGCGGCGCCGGGAGGGCCUAAGGGCGGAGGCGGAGGGCAGGGGACUGCGGAGCUGUCCCUGGAGCGGGACGCGAACCGGCAGAGUUGGGAGAAGAGCCUCUGAGCCCAGGAGCCGAGCAUGCUGCCCCCGCGUGCAGCGCCCGCGUGCACCCAGCCCGGAGAGGGGGCGCCGGGCGGAGGCGGUGGCCCCCGGAAGGUGUCUGGGACCGGACCGGCUGCACGUGAGCCCAGCGCCGGGUCAUGUGCACCAGCUCAGCCCGGUUCGGCGGCUGGACGUGCUGCGUAUCAACAAAAUGAAACUCAGGAGGGCAGAUAGCUCCAGGUUCUCCGAAUCCCCAACCCCGGACGCUCGGCCUCCCCCCGCACCCCUCUCCCGCCGCAGCCCCUCCAACCGGCCGGAGCCCGCGGGGCAAGUUGCAACCUCCGCGCGCCCCCGCCCUCCCGCGCCCCCUCGCCGGCCCAGGGGCGCUUUGCCGCAGUCAUUAAUAAAGAAGGUCGCCAGGCUCACCCUUCCAAAAGUUGUUGUUGCAUGCGCCCCUCUCAGCCUCCCCGCACCGGGCGCUGCCCUCGGCUACGCGCCGCGGCGGGGGCCGGCGCGGGAAGGAUGCUCCCGAAACCAGGAGCUCCUGGGGCCGGCGCGGGAGGGCGGGGGGCGCGCAUCCAUCCGGGGUCGUGGCGAGGGAGGCGGCCGUGCCCGCGGCGUCCCCAGCCCCGCGCUCCUGCUGGGGACGGCGCCCGGAGCUGCCCCGUAUUUCCGGAGGGUGAAGAACGCGGUGAUGGGUGUGCGCUUGGAUCCUCGCAGUUUCUGGAAGAAGAGCCUGCGCUCGCCAGGCGGGCGGGCUGUCGGGCGGCUAGCCGGCGGUGGCGGGGCCUUGGGUCGGUUCCCAGAGCUGCGGACCACACCCACCUAA